Molecule: messenger RNA, 885 nt
Organism: Lachancea dasiensis
Lineage: Eukaryota; Fungi; Ascomycota; Saccharomycetes; Saccharomycetales; Saccharomycetaceae
Source: the annotation of a GenBank genome assembly
AUGCUCGAUGUCCGUGACAGAACCACAGAAUUCCAACGUUCGGUCUUACAAUAUAACAAGCGAUCUCAAGAUGUCAUUAAAACCCAAAGUACUGUACAAAAAUCUCAGUUCCAACAACAAGCCUCUCUUAUUGCACACGAGAUCGCACAGACGGCGCAGCUCCUAGGUAAGCUUGCCCAGCUAGCCAAAAGAAAGCCUAUGCUUAAUGAUAACCCCGUUGAAAUAGCAGAGCUCACGUACGUGAUAAAGCGCAAGAUAUACGCAGUUGAACAGAAUAUGUUAAAUCUGGCCAAAUCUACCGGCGGUCAAAACGCUUCUUCGCAACCGGUUCAGCACACAAGAAACGUUGUAAAUCUUCUAAACACAAAAAUGAAAAACAUUAGUGGCGAUUUCAAAAGCGUACUCGAGCAACGCCAAAAGAUGGAACUGGCCAAUCGUGAUCGAUGGGAACAGCUGAGCGCACAAACGGAAGCUGAGCAACACCACUCGUACAAUAAUUCAAAUCCAUUUAUGUCAUCGGUUUUGAACGAGGAAGACGGAGCUUCGAAUCAGCUAGCACUUCCUCAAGACUCUCAGAUGCUCUUACUCGAGGAGCAGACCUCAUCGUCUGCCUACUUGCAAGAACGUAAUCGUGCAGUGGAAACUAUUGAGUCGACUAUUCAAGAGGUUGGUAAUUUGUUUCAGCAGCUCGCCCAUAUGGUGCAAGAACAAGGUGAAGUCAUUCAGCGAAUAGACGCGAAUGUGGACGAUAUCGAUUUGAAUAUUUCUGGCGCUCAACGUGAGCUUCUCAAAUACUUUGACCGUGUGAGCAGCAAUAGAUGGCUGGCGGUUAAGAUAUUUGCCGUUUUGUUUGUAUUCUUUCUGGUGUGGGUCCUGGUAAAUUAG